AUGGCGUUUCCUUUCUCUGCCGUGUGUUUUCGUGUCGCCUGUGUGGCUGCUGCAGUCACGCAGAGACGACGACCCGAGGUAGAUGAUGCAUUUGAAGAGCUGACGGAGGAAGAGUUCCGGCAGUAUUUUCGUCUGUCCAAACGAACAGUGCGUACCUUGUGCGACGAGCUUGACCCCAUCAUUGGAUGCCAGCGAGCCAGCCAGGUGUUUUGCGCGCUGCGAUUCUUCGGCACCGGAAUCUUCCAGAGGAGCGUUGGUCGCGAGGAGCAAAUAGGCAGUGCGCAGUCGGCCGUGAGCAACACCAUCCAGGAGGCCAUAAUUUCCGUGUCUUCCCGGAGAAAGUUGGUGGACUUUUCAUUGACACCGGCUGCCAAGGAUGAGGCAAAGGCGGCGUUUGCGCGACGCGGUGCCAUUCCAGGCGUGCUAGCGUGCGUCGACGGCACGUUCAUCGCCAUUAUGAAGCCAGAGGGACUCAGCCCGGCCGACACGGCGAGCUUCAUGUCGAGGAAGGGUUAUUACGCCCUAAACGUGAUGGUCGUAAGUACCGUUGGAAUGUUUUACUUCAAACUGUAG
Messenger RNA from Dermacentor silvarum, 573 nucleotides. RefSeq lists its product as uncharacterized. Lineage: Eukaryota; Metazoa; Arthropoda; Arachnida; Ixodida; Ixodidae. Bases 1 to 573 code for a protein of 190 amino acids. The transcript has a single exon. The record is from RefSeq and is a predicted model, not a curated record.